Psylliodes chrysocephalus is the source of this 432-nucleotide messenger RNA. Lineage: Eukaryota; Metazoa; Arthropoda; Insecta; Coleoptera; Chrysomelidae. The record is from the annotation of a GenBank genome assembly.
AUGCAAUUAGCAAAGUGGUCAAAAAUUGGAAUUGGAUGGUCUGUUGUUGUAGUCGGUGGAAUUUACUCAUUUUACUUAGCCAAAGUAAGUGUUGACAAAAGACGCUAUGAGAAUAUGAAAAUUAGAGAACGUAUGAGAGAAGCAAACGUUGGAGAAUACGAACCAAGUUACAGGAAGUUUUCGACAAAAGAAGCACAAAACAUGCAACUAAUUCAAGAGUUGGAAAUUGAAAUGAUGGCUGACAUGUAUAACCGACUAACUGCUACAUGUCACAAAAAGUGUAUCCCACCUGUUUAUGGGGAUGCAGAAAUCGCAAAAGGUGAAGCUGUUUGUAUUGAUAGAUGUGUCGCAAAAUUUCUAGAUAUUCAUGAACGAAUAGGAAAGAAAUUAGGACAAAUGUCUAUGCAGGAUGAAUCAUUACUGAAAAAGUAA